AUGUCUGGUAAUAACUGUACUUUUGUGACUGAAUUCAUUAUUUUGGGCUUAACAGAUGAUCCAACCAUAUGUGUCAUCCUCUCUGUGAUAUUUCUAAGUGUGUAUACUAUCACCUUAGUUGGUAACUUUAGUAUAAUCAUAUUGAUCAGAAAUAGCCCCCUACUUGAUAUUCCAAUGUACAUAUUCCUCAGCCACUUGGCAUUUGUAGAUAUUGGAUUUUCCUCAUCUGUCACACCUCUCAUGCUCAUGAAUUACCUUGUUGGCAAAACCUCAAUCCCUCUUGGAGGCUGUGUGGCCGAAAUGUGUUCUACAGCCAUCUUUGGGACUACUGAAUGUUUUCUGUUGGCUGUGAUGGCCUAUGAUCGGUAUGUGGCCAUUUGUAGUCCCCUACUUUACUCCACCAACAUGUCUUCUAUGGUCUGUACUCUGUUACUCAUCACUUCCUACCUAGGUGGUUGUAUAAAUGCUUGGAUCUUCACUGGUUGCAUUUUGAAUCGGUCUUUUUGUGGACCAAAUAAAAUCAAUCAUUUUUUCUGUGAUUAUUCACCACUUUUGAGGCUUUCUUCCUACCAAGAUGAUCUUGCUGAAAUUCUUCCUGCUGCCUCUGCUGGGUCAGUAAUGGUGACUACAUUGUUAAUUAUCAUAAUCUCUUAUGUAUAUAUCCUCUUCUCUGUUCUGAAGAUAAACUCCACGGAAGGGAGAUCCAAAGCCUUCUCAACUUGCACCUCCCACCUAACAGCUGUCACUUUAUUCUAUGGGACCAGUAUAUUCAUUUAUAUGAUGCCUCAAUCUACCUAUACAACAGAUCAGAAUAAAGUGGUGUCUGUUUUCUACACUGUAAUGAUCCCCAUGUUGAACCCCCUGAUCUAUAGUCUAAGGAACAAUGAAGUAAAAGGGGCCUUGAGAAAACUGAUGAAUAGGAAACACCUUUUUUCAUAA
Monodelphis domestica (gray short-tailed opossum) is the source of this 939-nucleotide messenger RNA. Its product is annotated as olfactory receptor 5p57-like. Gene Ontology annotation, cellular component: membrane. Lineage: Eukaryota; Metazoa; Chordata; Mammalia; Didelphimorphia; Didelphidae. The record is from RefSeq and is a predicted model, not a curated record. Gene Ontology annotation, biological process: G protein-coupled receptor signaling pathway. Gene Ontology annotation, molecular function: G protein-coupled receptor activity; olfactory receptor activity.